Messenger RNA from Pyricularia grisea, 1204 nucleotides. RefSeq lists its product as uncharacterized. The coding region runs from base 230 to 979 and encodes 249 amino acids. The transcript is spliced from 3 exons. NCBI's taxonomy places the organism in Eukaryota, Fungi, Ascomycota, Sordariomycetes, Magnaporthales, Pyriculariaceae. The record is from RefSeq and is a predicted model, not a curated record.
CUUAGCUGGUACAUAGGUACCUAAGCAAAGAUUUGAAAUUUAUCGAUCUACCAUGUCGGGUGGUACUGGUAUAUAAAUAUGAUAUCCAUAAACAACGUAACUCUAGUAUAACAGCCUGCCUGUUAUAUAAAUCCCUCGCCCACUGCAUUUUCAAAGCAUCAAAAUCGACACUAAAAACAACCCACCUUGCCCAACUCACUCAUUCCCAGUCACAUCACAUAUUCCACUAAUGUCCACCGCAGAGCCCCUUCCACCGAAGGCCUACUUUGUCCCGUGCGACUUCACCUCUGCCGCACAUACGGAAUUGCUUUAUAACCAGCGAGUGACAUGCGGCUGGGGCAAGGAGGGCAUCGAGAGGUGGAAAACCCUCUCUGCUCAGGGAAUUUUGGUCAUGUACUGGCUUGUACUAGACGACAGACUACCCGAGAAGGAUGACCUGAUAAAAUCCCACUGUGGCCGAUAUCCAAAUCAAGCAAAUCCGAUCCAGGACACAGCCGCUCAGAUAUGGGGUCAUCAGCGCACACCGUCCAAGACCUCCUUCAUCCCCAUCGGCCACAUUGGCCUCGGUCGGCUCCAGCCUGACAUUGAGUACGUGGUCACUAUGAAGGAAGUCCAACCCCCUCCAGGCCCAACCGACGUUGUGACCUGGAUCGGUCCCUUCUACGUAUCUUGGGUCAUACAGAGGCUGGGAAUCGGCAAUUUUGCCAUGACCGAAAUCGAGCGACUGGCGGCGUCGCCACCCGUCAACGGGACCAUCGUCGGCCUGGAUGCCAUCGCGCCUGAUCACGCACUGGCUCCCGCGCUGCUGAAGACGUUUUACACCCAUUUUGGAAACCCCGUGCCAGUUAUCUCGAACCAUGACUGGUAUCUCAAGCAGGGUUACAAGCCGUACCACCGCAAGACUGCCUAUCCUUGGACCGACAUUGAGACUGGCGAGGUCAACAUGUUGGAUACUGUAUAUAUGCAGAAAAGGCUCUGAAAGGAUUUUGCUUUGUUUCGGCCCUGGAAGCUGACAUGUGUUGCUUUUCUUGAAGUCGGCUGUAGACUAGGUAUCAUAGGCCGCCCGCCCUAGGUUUACUUAUGGAGGAGGAUGCUUCUAGGUGUCAGUUUCAACAACGUCUUUUCAAGCCAUUCAAGGCAAGAAAUUCGUACCCUGGGGGUAGACAUCCAAGGUAACAGAUACGCAAAAUCAGCCUGAAAGCGU